Messenger RNA from Colias croceus (clouded yellow), 612 nucleotides. Its product is annotated as glycine-rich protein 5-like. The transcript is spliced from 4 exons. Lineage: Eukaryota; Metazoa; Arthropoda; Insecta; Lepidoptera; Pieridae. Bases 161 to 409 code for a protein of 82 amino acids. The record is from RefSeq and is a predicted model, not a curated record.
CAAUUUAAGCGUGAUUUAAAGAUUAUAAUCAACAUACAACAAUCAUGCGAUUAUAUUAUUAUCGAUGUAACAUUCAUAUAAAAGUUCACAUCGCAUGAUGAUGAACAUAGUGUAUUAAAUUUUUUCUAAUAAAAACUGCAUCAGUAUCCCUUCGUAUAAAAUGUAUAAACAUUAUUUAACUCUUUUUGUAGCUGUAACACUCAUAGCAAACUCUAUGCAGGAAGCCGGAGGUGGCGCUGAAAGCCAAGCUAACGCCGGUAUGAACGCCGAUUUUGGAGCCAGUGGUGGUUUCGGCGUUGGUGGUGAAGGUGGUGAUAACGCUGCUGGUAGCGAUGGUGAAAUAAAAGGCUCUUUUGGUUUUGGAGCUGGCGUGGGCGGCGGCGCUGAUGGUGGACUAGGACCGAAAUAAAAAAAUUAAGGUGUAAUAACGUAAUUAAUAAGUUGUAUGCAUUCGAAAUAAUUUAUUAUUUUUUUUUAGCACUUUUAUUAUUAAUUAUUUCUUAGCACUUUUAGAGAUACGUAAUUCUAUACGUUCUUAAUAUUUCUACGUUUCUACUGACGAUCCUAUGUAUUUCUUUCUUUGAAGUAAAAAUUUUACGUUUCAUGUGAUUA